Molecule: messenger RNA, 1203 nt
Organism: Lodderomyces oxycetoniae
Lineage: Eukaryota; Fungi; Ascomycota; Pichiomycetes; Serinales; Debaryomycetaceae
Exons: 1
Coding region: 1-1203 (400 amino acids)
Biological process (GO): regulation of cyclin-dependent protein serine/threonine kinase activity
Cellular component (GO): cyclin-dependent protein kinase holoenzyme complex; nucleus
Molecular function (GO): protein kinase binding; cyclin-dependent protein serine/threonine kinase regulator activity
Source: RefSeq, a predicted model, not a curated record
AUGGCGACGACAUUUGUCAAGAAUAUACAAGAAAUACCGAACCUAAAACCACCGCAAGAGACAUUUGUCGAUGAUCCUCAAUCAAUAACCGAAAUCAACUUGGAAGAUCUCACAUUUGACUUGAGCAACGGUUUGAAAAAUGUGAGCAAUCUACAUAUUCUACAUUGUAUCUAUAUAUCAACCGUGUUAAUUCAAUUCACCAUAAAAUUACAAGAAUCUCCAAUCUUGUAUCAAAAAUAUAGGAAUCUACAAUUGAAAAAAUGGGGUAUCGACACGGUUCAAGAAAUAAGGUGUAGUAGUGAUGAGGAAACUGAGAAAGGUGUUGACAAGAGAGAAAAACUCUCCUUAUCAUCAACAUCGUCGAGUGAUUUAAGUGACUCAGGUGAAUCAAGCGAUGACUUGAAGAUUAUGGACGAGGCAAUGGAGUUGAGCCAAGUUGGCUUUGAAAUGGAAGAUAUGAACCAGUUAAGUAAGGGCAGUAACAAUCUUUUACCCUCGCAUGAUAUGUUUAUGUUCGAAGAUGAAGAUGUAGACGAGAUAAAGUUUAGAAAAAAUAGCUCAAUAUUGGCAUCCUCACCACCACCAUAUAUUCCUAUUGAGACAUUACUCAAAACCACAGAUUUAUCUAUAGACGAUUCAAUACAGCAACAAAAACAACAAACAAGUGCAUACGCACGGCGACUCAAGGCUGAACUCGCGCAUGCCUCCAAGUCCAAAGUGAAACAUCCUCAUCAUUACAAGCACUUGUUGAAAAUAUUCAAUUUGAUGAAGCUCCCGCAAUUAACGAUAUUACGUUUUCUUCUUCGAAUAAACCAAUACUCACCAAAAAUAUCAAUCAACGCAUACCUCCAUUCUAUUUUUCUCAUUUAUAAACUAACAAUAAUGAUAGAUUUAUUUCAAUUAACCAAAAAGAAUAGCUUUAGAUUUGUAAUUGGUGCGUUAAGAACAUCAAUUAAGCUCCUAGAUGACAUUUAUCAAAAACAAACAAGUUUUAAGAAUGUAGUUGGUUGUAAUUCUCAUGAUCUACUCAAGAUUGAAAUCGGGUUCCUAUACUUGAUGAAUUUUAACAUGAAUUUGAUAAAGGAGGAUCUGGUUAUUGCAAAGUUUCUACAGGAAGAUUUUGUUUCCCUUUGUAAAUUCAUGAAAUCAGAAAUGGCAGAGUAUUAUAAUGAAGUGGUUAGCCAAAUGGAGGAAGGAGUUUGA